GCAGCCCCACGACUGGCCACACUGUUUACUCCGCUGCCGCGAAACGACUCGGUCCACGUGAACAUAUUUUGGGCAAUGUGUGGUUCCCGACUCAUGAGAUAAAGUGAUUGUGGAUGCAUUGUCGCGAAGUGACGUUGCCCCACCUUGAAUAGUGGGUGUUCCUUGAGUGGCGGAGACGCAAAGGGUUGUCGCUAGUUGUCGGCCGACCCAGGCCUGUGCUUGUGAGGCUGCUGCGGACGCGGCGCUGAACAUGUGAGGUUAAAGCAGACGGACAAACAGACGGCGGCAACAGAUAUUAACAAAUACUUAUUACCGAGUGAUUCUGAGCUGCGAGCAGUGGCGACUUUAGAAGUAUUCACUAAAGAAUUUUUAAGCAGCUAUGGAUUCCCGAAUGCUAAACGUUUUCCAAGAAGAUCCCUUUGAGGGAAACUACGCCAAAUACGAAUCCGAACCGAAUUUCUGGUCAUCUAAUGAUGAUUUACAACUGACAGAUACACUUAGCGGUAUUCUUCCCAUAGCACCCACAGAUGAGUCCCUGCUUGGCACAAGUAGGGAGGAGGAUCUGCAAAACAGAAAGAAUCUGCUGAUCUACAGUGACUUCGUGGAAAAAGAGUUUAACGACCAAGAUGCAAACGUUCUUAAUGCACAGGUCUAUCAGGCCAUCACCGACAGCGACGUCGAGGUGGCCUACGAGCAGCAGCGUCAGAUUACCGCUAUUGUGGAGUAUGACAGAGAAGACGUUGGAAUUGACUGUCUUACUGAAGAGGAGGACAUAAAAAGCCAGUGCAGUGCCUCCACAUUUCGGACCCGCACGGACAGCUCUUCGAUUGGAGACUAUGAGUCGCAUUCCAGCGACUACGAAGACGAAUAUGAUGAUGAUAUUGUCAACGAAGAACAAGACCAAAGUUUUCUUGGUGUCCACGGAAAAGUGGUCAGCACGCAGAGCGCUAGUGAGCGCAAGGGACGAACGCUGAGUACUAACACAGUUGUCUCAGAUGUAGAUGCUCUUGGCCUAAAUAUCGACGUUAAUGACUUUGACUUGGCUGACUUUAUUACCAAAGAUGAUUUUGCCGAAAAUCUAAAUGCGUGUCGCUUAAAAGAGUCUCAACAAGCACAGAAAGCACCUAAAUCCAAUGCUGAGGCAGUAGUAACCCCGGAUUCAUAUCCAUCCGUGUCAACAAAAAUGACAAAACCAAAAGUUCAUUCCGCCAAGGCACGGGAUUCUGAUUAUGACUCGGACUCAAUUAUCGACGUUGAAACAGUUGAUGUGAUCGAUGUGGAUGAGUCUGUUUGGGCAACAGGUCAGUCAGAGAAAUCUGCCUCAAGUUUUAAAGAUUUGCGCUAUGUGGAGAACAUAAGUGCCGACCGUUCCUGGUGUCCCAAGACUACAGAGAAGGCCUUGCCUUCUGUUAAGGAGGAUAAACCCCUUCAACCGGAAACCUAUCCACUCGCAGCACCAACUUUAACCAAGCCGAGGCCUGCUAAUAUUUGCUUGGUGCCCAAUAAGAAGCAAUGUGACUUUCUAAAGCGAAAAGUUGGAGGAUCCUUCUUGACCAAGCCACCCAAGAUAGCACCCAAAAAAGUAAACGACGGUACAAAAUUGUUAAGCAACAAGCAGCCGCCAGCAAGACAAAAUCUUUGUACAGGUUUAGGUUUGGGUGGAAAAAACCUUUCGCUUCUUAAGCAGGAAAGUGCACCAGAAAAAUCUUUGGCACCACCAACAGCCUCCGCCAUAACAUCGACUGUGACGCCGACGCCAGCCCCAAAGCGAAAGCUAAAUCUGGAAGAGUAUAAACAGCGUCGAUGUGGCGGCCUAGGCCAUGUAAAAAGUAAACCGACUCCAGCAAAACAGUCGAAACUAGAAGUUGCCAGCAAAUUCUCCACUCCUUCCCCUGUAUUAAAGCCUACACCAUCACCUCAGAAGGAAGCAAUAGUUAACAUCGUAAAGAGCCUGAAGUGCCCCAGUAAAGAACAAACUUCUUUGCCUAUGGAUCCAAUUACGGUAGCUAAGAACAAGGUGUUGCGCAUGCUAGAAAUGAAGCGGGCUCAACAGUUGAAAAUAAUCGAUUCUCGCAUAUCAGCCAAGGUGCCACGCGUAACUAAGUUGCCGCCACUUAAGGAUAUUGUCAAGGACACCUAUUGUAUGGAAACUGAAAGUCCCGAUCCAUUGAUUAAGCCACCCAGCAACAAACUUCAUCCGGACUAUGAGGAGAUUAUAAUAGUUUCAGUUAGUUGCAAUACGGACAUAACAAUACCGCCUAAUCAAUUAAGCAAGGCCUCCCCUCGUUCUCUUUUGAAGUCAUCAGUUUUGCUGUACAACAUAUCGAACGGCCAAGAUGCUACCAAGAACAUAAGCAACUCUCUAAUAGCCAGCAUACAAAGUGAAGUUGUUAGACAAACCAGUAGCACUACACUUGCGACGAUACCGAUCACUGCCCCACAAGCUAAGUGUUUAACUGACAAAAAUGUCCAGCAUGGCGAAGACAUGGUCAUUAUGCACUUGCCCAAAGAUCGGGUGCGCAAAACAGUUGUCAGCAUGUCCACCCAAACUGAUCUGCAACCGGAAUUCCCACUCUUGACGCUUCCUCCCGCAAGAAUAUCUCGAGACCGUAUGCGACGGAAUUACCGGAAGCGGCGACAUCAUGUCUCGGGUUCAAAUAUGUUUAAUUCAUCGAGUGGCUCAUCCUCGGACUGUAGCAGUUCGGUGUCGUAUAGAUCUCGAUCUCGAUCCGACUCAAUUGAGCAGCUGCGUAACUUAGAUGCAGCAGCAACACUUCUGGGAGGCAGUACUGGGAACGGCGGUUAUUCUUCUCGCAGCACACACCGCCAUCGGAGCUCAGUGAGCUCCUCGUCCCACUCAGAGGCUGGCAGGUACGACCGCAGACAACGACGCACUAGUUACAACAAACGACGUUCCAAAAACCAAAAGCGGGCUAGCGAGUCCUCGUCCUGCUCCGGCUCCGAGAAAAGCGAUCGCGAACGUAGCCGCAGUCCGCUCAACAAACUACGCCGCUCGCGUUCCCGCUCUCGUUCAAGGUCCAGCUCACACCACCCAAACAAUAACUGCCCCAGUAACAACAAUCGACGCGGAUUCAUCGAUCGUAACGUUUCACAACCGGCCGUAGAGGAACGGCGUAUCGUCUACGUCGGCCGCAUUGAGCAGGAGACUACAAAGGAGCUAUUGCGUCGAAAAUUUUUGCCAUAUGGAAGCAUUAAACAGAUAACCAUACACUACAAAGAAAAUGGAAUGAAGUACGGGUUUGUUACUUUCGAGCGAGCGCAGGACGCAUUCACGGCCAUCGACACGAGCCCCAGAGACCCACAAAUUAACAUGUAUGAUAUAAGCUUUGGAGGAAGACGUGCUUUCUGCCGUGCAUCCUACGCUGACUUGGAUAAUGCUGGUAUUAAUAAUUACCACUCGUAUGUGUUUCCCAAGGAGGCGCCAGCACCGAAAGUACAGGAAGACUCUUUCGAAGCUUUGCUCCUUAAGGUAAAGGCAAAGCUAAAUGCUGGUAAGCCAGCAGUAGCUAAACCUCUUGUUGAUGCACAACCACCAGCUCCAGCUUCUUUAUCCCAGGAAAGCAAUCAGAUGUGACAUUUUGGCAGAAUGCUGCUUAAUUUCCUAAUUUUAAUAUUAAUUUUUUUGAGAAUAUGAAGUACGUUACAAGCAUUCUUCUACUACUAUUCUUGCAUAAUUGUAAACCAAUCCCCGAAGUUUCUAGCUGUAUAACUGAAAAGCCUGAUUAUAAUUCAUAAUUUAUCGUAACAUAGUUGACAGAGCUAUGCAAGCAAUACAACUAUUGCAAUAUAAAUUAGGGUAAUUGUAUUGACCGAACAUGAAAACUUGAAACAAUACAACAAGAAAUUGAAACGUAAAUGGAAUUGUGAUAACCGCAUAUUGCAUACAAAGUCAUUUAUUGCAUGUAAGUUAGCAGAAGAUCCAUAGAAAUAGUAAAUACACUAUAAUAGCUUUGUAACAAUGUAGCGAACCACAACAUCAAUUGAACUGAAAAACAACCAGCCACCCCCACAACCAUACAAAAUUAAAUGUGUUGAAAAUAUCAAAUAUGUAUAAAACUUAUGUAUUUUGAGAGAGCAAGGAACGCGCAUGCAGCAUGCGUCUGCCAAGAAUUAAACUGUUGAUAACUAAACUUUGAUAUUAGUUUUUAAAGAACAUAUUUUUACGUAAUUUUACUUUACUCAAUAAUUUUCGAAAAACAAACGCACUAGCCACAAAAGCUACACCUAGGCUAUUUUGAAAUCUUCAGCGAGAAAAUUGCAGUAAGACUUGUUUCAAUUUUCGAACUUUUAUUAAAUUAAUUUUAGCAAUGCUAAGCUUAAGCUCUGAAUUUGAAUGUAGCCUUAAUUGUAUUCUAUUAGGAUUUCUCCGACAGGGAAUGAGUUUGAUAGAGAAUUACAUUUUUGAUAUGAUUUGCUAAUUUAGAAACCAGCACCCAACUUUUGUUCAUAAGUAGCAGAAACGAAUUGUUCUUUUAUAUCUUUUAUACUACUUUCCUUUUGAUAAUUUAAUAAAACUUUUCUAAUUUCAAACAAUUGAA
Molecule: messenger RNA, 4559 nt
Organism: Drosophila biarmipes
Lineage: Eukaryota; Metazoa; Arthropoda; Insecta; Diptera; Drosophilidae
Gene: srl
Exons: 7
Coding region: 380-3595 (1071 amino acids)
Biological process (GO): positive regulation of transcription by RNA polymerase II
Cellular component (GO): nucleus
Molecular function (GO): RNA binding; transcription factor binding
Source: RefSeq, a predicted model, not a curated record